Molecule: messenger RNA, 694 nt
Organism: Ctenopharyngodon idella (grass carp)
Lineage: Eukaryota; Metazoa; Chordata; Actinopteri; Cypriniformes; Xenocyprididae
Gene: agr1
Product: anterior gradient 1
Exons: 8
Coding region: 90-596 (168 amino acids)
Cellular component (GO): endoplasmic reticulum
Source: RefSeq, a predicted model, not a curated record
UACAAUGUGCAGUUGCUGUCGGCUUGGAGAAAGGGACAGUAGCUCUGGUUCACCUGUUUCACUCCCACGCAGUAGAACAUACUCUAAUCAUGCAGCACUGGAUGGUCUGUGUCUUAUUUUUAUUCUUUGUGUUCUGUGACGUCUCUACUCAAAGGAAAAAAAAGACAGUCCAAACUCUUUCAAGAGGCUGGGGCGAUGACAUCACCUGGGUUCAGACGUAUGAGGAGGGACUGAACAAAGCGGUCAAAGGUAAUAAGCCUCUGAUGGUCAUUCAUCAUUUGGAGGAUUGUCCGCACAGUAAAGCUCUGAAAAAGGCUUUUGCUGAACAUCCAACUAUUCAAAGGCUGGCCAAAUCUGAUUUCAUCAUGCUCAAUUUAGUGCACGAGACCACCGAUGAACACUUGGCCCCUGAUGGCUUUUAUGUCCCCAGGAUCAUGUUUGUUGAUCCCUCACUGACUGUGCGAGCUGACAUUGUUGGAAAGUAUGCCAACCGAAUGUACACGUAUGAGCCAGCCGACAUGGACUUCUUGGCAGAGAACAUGAUAAAAGCCAAGAUCCUGCUUAAGAGUGAACACGACAAACAUGUUGAUCUGUGAUGGAUAGAGAACAGCUUACCUCUUUCAAGACUUGCGCACUGGUUUCUUUGUGCAACUAGCAAUAUGAAACUUUGAAUAAAGUAUGUUAGUAUUAAUAA